AUUGAAACGAGGCGAGGGAGCAAGAGGCUCCGCGAGCCUCAGUCUGUGUCUUGGAUGCCAAUGACAGCACCAUGAGUGGAGCCCAUGAGGAGAUGGCUGCCGCUACUGCUGCACAGACCUCCUCUCUGGACGUCAGCAGCACCGCUCUGGGUCUGCAGGACAGAACCCACACGGCCCUCUUUGAGUUUCGAGUGUUCAACAUCACUGUCGCCGUUCUGGCCUUGUGCAUCCUGGUGUUCACCGGUCUGUACUGCAUCACCGUCUGCUUCAACCGCAACAGGCAGUGGAAGCGCGCCCACGCGUACGAGAGCGCGGUGACCCGAGGGGAGCCGGUGGACCCCGUGGCGGUGCGGGCCGUGAAGAGGUCCACCAGCUUCAUCAACCCCUUCGCCCUCUUCAGGAGGCCCGAGGCGGAGCGCGACAAGGCCCGGAUCUACUACAUCUACAGCAACCCGCUGCCGGUCGGCCUGGAGGAGGAGGAGGAGGAGGAGAGGGAGCGGGAGAAGAGGCUGGAGGAGCGGAGGGAGCAGGAGGAGAGGAGGCUGAAGGAGGGGGAGAGGGAGCCGGACAAGAGGCGGGAGGAGACGAGGAAGGAGAAGAGGGAGCAGGAGAAGAGAGAGCAGGAGAAGAGGAGGGAGAGGGAGCAGGAGAAGAGGCUGGAGGAGACGAGGAAGGAGAAGAGGGAGCAGGAGAAGAGAGAGCAGGAGAAGAGAGAGCAGGAGAAGAAGAGGGAGCAGGAGAAGAGAGAGCAGGAGAAGAAGAGGGAGCAGGAGAAGAGGCAGGAGGAGGAGGAGGAGGAGGAGGACCGGAGGAGGCUGUGCCGGGCGCCCUGCGGCUUAGAGGUGCAGACUGUCCCGUCUCAGUCGCUGCUGAUCCGGGAGUAUGCCCAGGACCCGAACAGUGGGGUCACCCUGGACCCACCCAUGUUUUACAUGCAGCUCUAGAGACACCGGGGGUACAUCGGACCCCCCCCGAGAGGCUUGAUACCGCGUGAAAUACACCGAUCUGAAACGUGAAAUGGUCAUCUCAGAGCAUCGUUUCCAGGAACCCCUUUUGA
Gadus macrocephalus (Pacific cod) is the source of this 1057-nucleotide messenger RNA. Its product is annotated as trichohyalin. The transcript is spliced from 3 exons. Bases 72 to 944 code for a protein of 290 amino acids. Lineage: Eukaryota; Metazoa; Chordata; Actinopteri; Gadiformes; Gadidae. The record is from RefSeq and is a predicted model, not a curated record.